Messenger RNA from Linum tenue, 2443 nucleotides. NCBI's taxonomy places the organism in Eukaryota, Viridiplantae, Streptophyta, Magnoliopsida, Malpighiales, Linaceae. The record is from the annotation of a GenBank genome assembly.
GGAAUAAUAGCAUAACCUGCCCUUUUGUUAUGAUUAGGGAGAUAAAAGACAAAAUAAAACCCCAAUAAAGUUUUUGUUUGAAGGGUUGUAAACAAGAAAGCCAACGUGGUUCAUCAACGAUCGCAUGACUGCCAACGGGCAUAACGAACACGCAGCUACAGCCAGAGACGGAGAGUCCACCAUGGAAAUGAGAUUGGUCGUGCCACCAUAAGUACGGAACGACCUGCGAAUCCUUUCCUAGCAAGGAAAAAACCUCCAUGGCAAUGGCUGCUGCAAUCACUCCUUCGUCUUCUUCUUCCUCUCGUCUUCGCCAAGCUCUGCCGGUAAAGAACCCUCCACUCUCUCGCAAUUUCCAUCUUCCGCAGUCGUUUCGCCUCCGUAGCCGGCUUCCCUCCAUCACCACCACAAUUCGCGCCGUCGCCGUCGAACAGGACUCAAGAGCACAGCUUGGUCCGAAUGAGUAUGUUGACGUAUUCGCCUGUCCAGUGUGUUAUGAACCUCUGAUAAGAAAGGGCCCUUCUGGUUUUAACUUGGCAGCAAUCUACCGUUCAGGCUUCAAGUGUACAAUAUGCAACAAAACAUAUUCUAGCAAAGACAACUACCUCGAUCUUACAGUUACUGCUGGGAUGAAGACUUACAAUGAAGCCAUGCCGAUAGGGACUGAGCUUUUCCGGAGUCCUCUUAUUUCAUUCUUGUAUGAGCGCGGAUGGCGUCAGAAUUUUAGCCGUAGUGGCUUUCCCGGUCCAGAUGAAGAGGUUUGUCCAGUUGCCUUUGCUUAUGAUCUCAUGUCAUUCUGAAUUUUCAAUUAGAGCUAGAUCUUGUAGAAACCAUUUUACAGGUAUUCAGGAUCAAAUGAGUAGCUAUGAACACCGGCUAUUGAAUGAUGAUCCAUGACUCAUCACCACGUGCUUCUUCAAUGCAGUUCAGAAUGGCUCAAGAGUACUUCAAACCAGCAGAAGGCGGCCUUCUAGUCGAUGUCAGCUGUGGCAGUGGUUUGUUUUCCAGGAAGUUUGCCAAAUCUGGAACCUACUCUAAAGUUGUUGCACUUGAUUUUUCUGAGAACAUGCUUCGUCAGUGUUAUGAUUUCAUAAAGGCAGAUGACACUAUCUCAGAAGAGAAUCUGGCGCUGGUCAGAGCAGAUGUUUCAAGGCUCCCAUUCGCCUCAGGUGCAGUCGAUGCUGUCCAUGCUGGUGCUGCCUUGCACUGCUGGCCUGCUCCUUCCAAUGCUAUUUCUGAAAUAUGUCGUGUAUUGAGAAGCGGUGGAGUCUUUGUUGGAACUACUUUUCUUCGUUACACUUCAUCAAUGCCAGCAAUAGCACGGCCUCUCAGACAGCAAUUUAUGUCGAGAAGUAAUUACUACAUAGAAGAGGAAAUUGAGGACUUGUGCAUGUCCUGUGGCCUUACAAACUAUACCAAGAAUGUUCAACGAUCCUUCAUCAUGUUCUCAGCUCAGAAGCCCUGAUUCCAGGUUUCGGUCAUUACCAUUCACUGUAUAGACAUCUCAAAUGAACAAAAGGCUGAAAUAGGCAGAAACCAGAAGACAUACACAAACAUUGCAACUGUACAAGUAAAUCAUUGAUGACAGUCUAUGACUUUGUCACACCAUGUUUCCUUCAAAAUUCUUUUCGACUGUCAUCGACACCCAGCCUUCUGCAACAAACCAAAUUUCAGGGUGAGAAACAAUCAUUCUAAUCAUAAUAUGUCUCCAGAUACCUGUGGGCGGCUAAUAGGGGGUAGCCAAAGCUUUCAACUAAGAAUCAACUGGAUUGUUCUUCCAUUUCUUUUAUCUUUCACACUCUUGUGGCUGAGAUUCAUCAGUGAAAACAACCAUGUUCUGCAAAAUUGAGAUUGCUGCAAAUUCACAUUGGCAAGAGCUCCCCCUACCCACAUGAUCUGAAGAAGGAUACAAUAUACCAUUUUGUUUUUCUGACACACAGCAGAUUGGUGGGUAUGGAGAAGUAAAAGGAAGAGAGCCCACGUAUGGCCAUGAGUGAAUGAGUAAGGAAAAAGGGUUUUGGGAUCCCCUCGUGCGGCUCACAAGCUGACUCAUCCCUCUAGCCUCCAUGUUUGUUCUCUUCUGUAGGAAAAAAAAUUAGAACCCAUCAAUUGGUUCUUUAGGUUUGUUUUUGUUUAUGGAUCUUUGACUGUUGACCAAAACGAUGCAGAAGGAGGGGGAAAAAAUGGAACAUUACAGUUCAUAAAAGGAGGAAUAUUGGCGAGCCCAAGGCACCACCACCACCUCCUUUCUACUCGUCCUUUGGCUUUAAUUUGUGGUUAAAUUUUGGAACUUUGAAAAGUUUUUGAGUGUGGCAGCCUGAAGCUGCUGCAGGUGGAGGCAUUGGAUCCUCUGCACGUGACCUUCCUCUUCAUCUUCAUCUUCUUCUUCAUCCUCAUCCUUUGUUAAAGAAACUGAUAAUUAGUAUGGCGUCUGGUGCAUUUGAUC